AUGUCCUCAGUCAUCAAUCCCAUCUCGAGGCGUGCCUCUUCCCUCCUGCCCCGGCUCCGAUCCCGGCCGGCAUGGACCCUCGGCCCCCGGCCCGUCGCCAUCGGAGGUGCCGUGCAGAUCCGGUCCAGCUCCCACUCCCCCAUGGGAUCGCCCCCGACAACACAGCGGAAAAAGGUUACCCUCGGAACUUUGAAGUCACUGCACCGCAAGGGUGAGCCCAUCACCGUCAUGACUGCCCAUGACUUUCCCAGUGCCCAUGUCGCCGACCAUGCCGGUAUGGAUAUGGUUCUUGUUGGUGAUAGUCUUGCCAUGGUUGCUCUCGGUAUGGAAGAUACCAGUGAGGUUGUCCUGGAAGAGAUGCUUUUGCACUGUCGAUCUGUUGCGAGGGCAACCAAGUCAGCCUUUACAGUCGGUGAUCUGCCAAUGGGCACAUAUGAGAUUGGACCCGAGCAAGCUCUUGCUACCGCCAUUCGCUUCAUUAAGCAAGGCCGUGUUCAGGGUGUCAAGCUUGAGGGAGGCAAGGAGAUGGCCUCCACCAUCAAGAAGAUUACCACUGCUGGCAUCCCAGUGCUGGGCCAUGUUGGCUUGACGCCUCAAAGACAGAACGCUCUUGGUGGUUUCCGUGUCCAGGGCAAGACGAGCGCCGGUGCCAUGAGCAUUCUUGAGGACGCGCUCGCCAUUCAAGAAGCUGGCUGCUUCGCCAUGGUAGUCGAGGCUGUUCCUGCAGAGGUAGCCGCCCUCAUCACCGAAAAAUUGUCCGUUCCCACCAUCGGCAUCGGCGCUGGUAACGGUUGCUCUGGUCAGGUUCUGGUGCAAGUCGACAUGACUGGAAACUUCCCCCCUGGAAGAUUCCUGCCCAAGUUUGUCAAGAAAUAUGGCGAUGUCUGGGGUGAGAGCAUGCGUGCCAUCGAGGCAUACAGGGAUGAAGUCAAGACACGACAAUAUCCCGGCCCUGAGCACACAUAUCCCAUCUCAGCAGAGGAACUUGAUAGCUUUACCAAGGCGGUCAAGGAUCUCGACGGCGCAAAUGCACUAUUCACGUACAAAAAGACACUGUCGGUAUCUUUGCACCUCAGCUUUUUUCUGAGAUACCUCACAACCUCCUCAAACCGUCUUGUUGCGCUGAUCUUGCACACGUCUUGCGCCAACGACGGCGCCGACCCAACAGGCUUAAAUCGUACCACCACCUUGUCCGUCUUGAAGCUGCCUGCGCUAGCCAGUGCCGCACUUGCAUCUCGCGGUAGAUCUGCUAGAACAACUGACGCGGACAUGGUCAGAGGAAGAUCUGGUGAUGCGGCGCCGCUGGCGGUGUCGUUAUCGGCGAGCGGCAUGGGAGAAGCCGUUUGCGGAGAAGGUGAGGGGGAUGAGGUGUCUCGCGAUGGAUGGUCCGACAUUGUUGAAGUUGAUCUGAAGCGACUGAUAGAACGGGAUUAUGUUGAAAAGAGAUGGUUGCUGGAUGUAGGUGAGUGA
This is a messenger RNA of Fusarium vanettenii 77-13-4, 1470 nucleotides long. RefSeq lists its product as uncharacterized. The transcript is spliced from 3 exons. The record is from RefSeq and is a predicted model, not a curated record. The coding region runs from base 1 to 1470 and encodes 489 amino acids. Lineage: Eukaryota; Fungi; Ascomycota; Sordariomycetes; Hypocreales; Nectriaceae. Gene Ontology annotation, molecular function: 3-methyl-2-oxobutanoate hydroxymethyltransferase activity; magnesium ion binding. Gene Ontology annotation, cellular component: mitochondrion. Gene Ontology annotation, biological process: pantothenate biosynthetic process.